This is a messenger RNA of Balaenoptera ricei (Rice's whale), 972 nucleotides long. It is a transcript of the gene TMEM229B, whose product is annotated as transmembrane protein 229B. The record is from RefSeq and is a predicted model, not a curated record. Bases 141 to 785 code for a protein of 214 amino acids. The transcript is spliced from 3 exons. Lineage: Eukaryota; Metazoa; Chordata; Mammalia; Artiodactyla; Balaenopteridae.
ACAGCGCUCCCGGCCGCACCUGCUCCCGGCAGGCGGCCGGCCCUGCCCUGCCCCUGCUCGCGGCCCCGGCCCCGGCCCCGCACCGGGACAAAUGGAAGCCAUCCAUCCACUAGCCGAGGAUCAGCUGAGCCCUGGGGCUGAUGCGUGCCCACACUGUUGAGAAUGGCACCGAGGCCCAGCCAGGCACCGGGACAAAGGUUAACCCGGGACGCUCCUGGACAGUGUUCCUGAUGUCUGUUCGGAGCCGCGCACUCAAGGGUGUGAUAGCCCCAGUCAGCGCCAUGGCUUCCGCAGAGCCCCUGACGGCGCUGUCCCGCUGGUACCUGUACGCCAUCCAUGGCUACUUCUGCGAGGUGAUGUUCACGGCGGCCUGGGAAUUCGUGGUGAACUUUAACUGGAAGUUCCCGGGGGUCACGAGCGUGUGGGCGCUCUUCAUCUACGGCACGUCCAUCCUCAUCGUGGAGCGCAUGUACCUGCGCCUGCGCGGCCGCUGCCCGCUGCUGGUGCGCUGCCUCAUCUACACACUCUGGACCUACCUGUGGGAGUUCACCACCGGCUUCAUCCUGCGCCAGUUCAACGCCUGCCCCUGGGACUACUCCCAGUUCGACUUUGACUUCAUGGGCCUCAUCACCCUGGAGUACGCCGUGCCCUGGUUCUGCGGGGCCCUCAUCAUGGAGCAGUUCAUCAUCCGCAACACCCUCCGCCUCCGCUUUGACAGGAACGCCGAGCCCGGGGAGCCCAGCGGCCCCCUGGCCCUGGCCAACGGCCACGUCAAGACUGACUGAGCUGGGGGGGGGGCUGGGGGGCUCUCAUGGAUUCUGUGGACAAGGGUACCAAGCUGGCAGGGUUGCCCCCUCUGUACAGCACAAGCCCUACCCCGUAGGGCACACGGAGCCCCAUGCCCCGCCCACUGUGGGCGGGCGUUGGGGGCGUGGUCAGGUCUUGGGGGCGGGGUGUGGAGGCAGCAGGGGC